AUGCCGCACGCCACAAAGCAUCUUCUCCUCUUGACCGCAUCCCUCGCAUCCCUUGUCAUAGCCCAAGACUACUCUUCCAAGUCAACAUGCAAAUCCUACCCCGGCACCGCUUACUGGCCCUCCGCAGCAACCUGGUCCCGCCUCGGCGAGUCCCUUGGAGGCGGAGGACGACUUCUCCGCCCGUCUCCUCCGGGAGCUGUCUGCCAUCCCGGACAGGCCUCCUACAACGAGACCGCCUGCGCCGACGUCGAGGCCCGGUGGAACUCGUACGAGCUCCACGUCGACGAUCCCGUCUCCGUCGUCUGGAGCAACUUCGCUAAUGACUCCUGCCUUCCUGACCCGGCUUAUUUGUGCAGCGCUGACGGAUACCCUGCGUACGUCGUGAAUGCUACCACGCCGGAGCAUGUCAAGAUUGGUAUCGAUUUCGCGAGGAAGAACAAUGUGAGGCUUGUUGUCAAGAGUACCGUACAUGAUUAUCUGGGUAGAUCGAUUACCCCUGGCUCGCUGUCUAUCUGGGUGCACCACAUGACGGGCAUCGAGUACCAUGCGGAUGAGUUCAAGCUCGCGGGAAGCGAUAUCACCAUCCCGGGGAGCGCAGUGACUGCUGGGGGCGGCACUGAGAUGUACGACCUCUACAAAGCUACCGCCGAACACGGCCAGGCCAUCGUCGGAGGUACCGCCAAGACUGUGAGCGUCGGGGGGUAUGCUACCGGAGGUGGUCACUCGCUGCUCGCGCCAAGGUUCGGGUUGGCUGCGGACAACGUCUUGCAGAUGGAGAUUGUCACGCCCCUGGGCAAGAUCUUGACCCUUAACGAGGCCCAGAACUCUGACCUGUUUUGGGCUAUGCGCGGUGGAGGAGGAUCAACAUUUGGUGUUCUCACCUCCAUCACCUUCGCGACCCACCCGUCGCCCCCAAUCACGCACACGGCGUGGGCGAUGCUCACUGAGCUCAGGUCACCCAUCAUCCCAGAUCUCGCUGCCUACUUCCUUUCGAAUGUCCCCGCUCUCGAGAAGGCCGGCCUCGCGGGCUACGCCCUGAUCAACUCGCACAUGCCGAACCCCGUCAGUUCCCCGGGCCUUCCACCGAAUGCGGCUGGCGUCAUCGGCAUCUCUCUGAUGCAAGAUGACACGGACCGAGAAGAAGUCAACAGGAUCUGGACGUCAAUCAACCAGACUGUUAUGGAACGCUGGCCCAACGUCACUUUUGCCAAGGUUACUACCGAGUAUCCGUCCUGGCUUGACUUUUACGACAAUAAUUAUGACAUGAAUAAAGGGGGCAUCAACAAGCUGCUAGCUUCUCGUUUACUGGACGAGAAGGCAUUGACGGGAGAUCUGGACGCUCUUGCUGGCGCGGUGAAGACGGCCACUGAUAAUGUGGGCGGCAUGUAUGCCUUCUUGGUAUCCGGCAAGGGCGUACACAACGCGAAGCCUAGGGGCGGAAGUGAUGCGGUUCACCCGGCAUGGAGGACUGCCUACAUUCAUGCCAUCGCUGCUGUUGGAUGGACUUCGUUCAAUGAGACGUCCAAGAGCGAGGCCGGGACGAGCAUCUACGACUCGGUCGAAGGGUUCCGACAGUUGGCGCCUGGCGGGGGAUCCUAUUUGAAUGAGGGUCUCUCGUACGAGAAUGACUGGCAACAUACCUUUUGGGGCACUAACUACGAGCGCCUACUCAAGAUCAAGAAGACUGUAGACCCAGACGACGUCUUCUGGUGCCAGCCGUGUGUUGGAAACGAGGGGUGGAAGCAGAGAAGCGAUGGGCGGCUUUGCAGAAUCUAG
This is a messenger RNA of Colletotrichum phormii, 1776 nucleotides long. Its product is annotated as FAD binding domain-containing protein. The transcript has 5 exons. NCBI's taxonomy places the organism in Eukaryota, Fungi, Ascomycota, Sordariomycetes, Glomerellales, Glomerellaceae. Gene Ontology annotation, molecular function: oxidoreductase activity; FAD binding. The coding region runs from base 1 to 1776 and encodes 591 amino acids. The record is from RefSeq and is a predicted model, not a curated record.